Messenger RNA from Penicillium paradoxum, 1608 nucleotides. Its product is annotated as Major facilitator superfamily domain general substrate transporter. Gene Ontology annotation, biological process: transmembrane transport; carbohydrate transport. Gene Ontology annotation, cellular component: membrane. Gene Ontology annotation, molecular function: carbohydrate:proton symporter activity. The transcript has a single exon. The coding region runs from base 1 to 1608 and encodes 535 amino acids. The record is from RefSeq and is a predicted model, not a curated record. Lineage: Eukaryota; Fungi; Ascomycota; Eurotiomycetes; Eurotiales; Aspergillaceae.
AUGGCCCAUUCUGAAGUUGAACAUCCGACAGAGAUCUCACUAGAUCUUAAGAAUAACGUUGGUCGUGACUUGAUCGAGAGCUCGGAAAGGGCCACUCGCCGAGAACAUGACCUAACUGUACGACAAGCCAUUUCCAAGCACAAGAGUGCCAUCUUUUGGGCGGCCUACUUCAUUGUGCCGGGCUUCGUCAUUGGAUAUGAGCCUACCAUCUUAGGAACCUUAGUCGGUAUCCCUCAAUUUCGGAAAGACUUUGGUUAUGAACACCCGCCUGGAUCAGGCGAAUAUGUCCUGGCUCCUUCGUGGACAUCCGCAUUCCCCUACGCACCUAUCAUCGGCUUUUUGGUGGCUCCUCUCUGGGCAGGAUGGUGCAACGAUCGUUUUGGACCUAAGAUAACUCUGAUAUGCUGCACUACGCUCUCUCUCUGCACUCUCCUAAUGGAAGUUCUUGGUUCGACUGCCGGUGUGAUCUUCGCCGGAGACCUUCUUACUGGCCUCCUCACGGGUGGCUUUCCUGUUCUUGGACCCGCGUAUAUUUCAGAAAUCUUACCUGUUCGACUUCGAGGUAUUGGACUGGCAGCCAACAACUUUGCUCAGGUUGCUGGUUCGUUUAUUGCAAUUGGUGUCUUGCGCGGGACGGAAACACGGGCGGACAAAUGGGCUUACAAAGUUCCUUUUAUCACUGAAUACUUUUUCCCAGUUAUUUUUCUCUUAGGAGCAUUUUUCGCUCCUGAGACACCUUGGUUCUUGGUCAAGAAGAGGCGAUAUGAAGAGGCCACCAGGUCACUGGAGCGUACUGGAUACAGCGAAGACAUCGAUGAUACGCUGGCCCACAUGAAAGAGACCAUUCUGCUCGCAGAGGAGACUACAUCCAGUACCACUUACCUUGAUUGCUUCAAAGGCACAAACUUCCGACGUACGAUGAUUUGUUCGCUUUGUUAUAGUGGUCAAUUCCUCUGUGGAAUCAAUGUUGUCUCUUCAUACUGCACUUAUUUCUUCCAGCUGGCUGGAGUGUCAACCAACCAAGCCUUUGACCUCUCGCUUGGUCUGUUUGCGCUCGGUAUUGUCGGAAACGUGAUUUCAUGGCCCUUGCUAUCAGUAUGGGGCCGGAGGAUGGGCUACAUCUCAACCUGUUGUGCAACCACCCUCCUCAUGUUCGUUAUUGGAUUCUUGGAUCUCGCUCCAUCUUCUAACAGUCCCGCAUUGUACGCCAAGUCAUCCAUGUUGCUCAUCUUUUACUUCAUUUAUAACUUUGGACUGGGUCCCCUGGUCUACGCUUUGAUUGCUGAGAUCCCAACUACAGCCAUCCGUGGUAAAACCAUGGGUCUUGCAUGUGCUUUUGCACAUAUCUUUUCCCUCGUCAUUACCGCCGGACUCCCGUAUGCCAUGAGCCCCCUUGAGGCAAAUUGGGGAGGCAAGAUUGGGUUCCUCUUUGGAGGGCUCAGCAUCCUGGUGAUUGUCUGGGCGAUUAUGUGCCUACCGGAGACCAAGGGCCGGACAUUCGAGGAGCUUGAUAUUCUGUUUGAGCGGAAAAUACAGGCCUGGAAGUUCGAGAGCACUGAUGUGACAAACCAUGAUCGUGCGGCCAUGCUUCAUGGUGAGCAGCCAUGA